CUCGCAGCCCCCGCAGCUCUUGGGCAUCGGGUACACGAGGGGCGGAAGGAGGCUGGCGGUGACUCUGGUCCCCCGGGACCCCACGGCCUGGCCCAGAAUCCGGACUACAGAAAGCCAGCCGCGGCUCUGUGUGUUUGAGCGUGUGUGCGUGGCAGGAUGUCAUUUGUCAGAGUGAACCGUUACGGUCCCCGAGGAGGUGGAAGAAAAACACUGAAAGUAAAGAAGAAGAAAACUCCAGUGAAACAAGAAUGGGAUAAUACUGUGAAUGAUCUAACAGUUCAUCGGGCAACUCCUGAAGAUCUGAUACGUCGUCAUGAAAUACACAAAUCAAAAAAUAGAGCAUUAGUACACUGGGAACUCCAAGAAAAAGCUCUGAAGAGAAAAUGGAGGAAGCAGAAGCCAGAAACUGUGAAUCUUGAGAAAAGAAGAUUGUCUAUCAUGAAAGAGAUUCUUUCCGAUCAAUACCAGAUGCAGGAUGUGCUGGAGAAAUCUGAUCAUUUGAUGGCUGCAGCAAAAGACUUAUUUAUUGAUAUCCCUCGUAAGCGCACAGGGUUUCCGAAUAUAACCAUGGCUCCUGAUUCCUCUCAGGGUCCCAUUGUGGUAAAUCAGGACCCCAUCGCCCAGUCCAUCCUUAACGAAUCUGUCAUAGAGCCUCAGGCUCUCAAUGAAGUAGAUGAUGAAGGAGAAGAAGGAACUGUUAAUAGCCAGUCACAAGAAAGUGAGAAUGAGUUGGAUAAUUCUCUGAACUCUCAGUGUAACGCAAAUACAGACAGGUUUCUCCACCAACUAAAGGAAGAGAAUUCUGAAUUAAUUAGUAAACUGUGGGCAGAUAUUCAGCAGAAAUUAGCAACACAGUCACAGAUAGCAACGCCUCCAAGAACUCCACCAUCUACUCUUCCAACAGGGGAACAAAGAGCUGCUCUGAAUGCUACAGCUGCUGUGAAGAGAAUCCAAAGCAGGCUACAGUCUGAAGACUCCACUGAGACCCUAAACUCCAGCUUUGUUGUGGGACAAGUGCUGAACUCAAGGAAGCAAAAACAGCUAUUAAGUAAAGUGAAAAGAAAACCGGAUUUGCAAACUCCUUCCAAGCAGAAGAAAAACAUGCUAUCGGCCAGCACAACCUCUGCAGACUUACCAAGUAGCAAUAAUUCCAGCCUGGAUGUUCUCAAACAUAUGAUACAUGAAGUGGAGCACGAAAUGGAAGAAUAUGAGCGGUGGACAGGACGUGAGGUCAAGGGACUGCAGAGUGGUCAGGGCCUUACAGGCUUCACCUUGUCCCUGGUCAGCUCCCUCUGUCGCCUCGUCCGGUACCUUAAAGAGAGCGAGCUCCAACUGCGUAAGGAAGUAGAGACGAGGAAGCACCUGGAGCAAGUGUUAGGCGAGCACCGCGAGCUCAUCGACGCUCUGACGGCCGAGAUUCUGCUGCUCAGAGAAGAACACACCACCACACAAGCAAGACUUCAGCAGUACAUGGUCACAACAGAUGAGCAACUGAUAUCACUCACACAUGCCAUAAAGAACUGUCCUGUGAUAAAUAACAACAGACAAGAAAGCCAGGCAUCGGAAAGGGGAGCCACCAGUAGAAAAAUCGCAGACAGUCCGGGUACAAAUAACCUCUCUUCUUCAGAGGGCCCAGUUGUAAAUGCAAAUGUCUCUGUGCCAUUAAUGUUCAGAGGGGAAGAGGUGGCAGAGUUCCCUCAGGAAGAGUUGCCUGUCAAACUGUCUCAGAUGCCACACCCCACAGAUAGCAUGAAUCUGGCCAACAGUUUCCCAGCACGCAUUUUUGAGCCGGCUGUGUUAUUAACACCACCUAGGCAGAAGAGCAACUCAGAAUUCUCUCCUCUGCAGGACGUAUUGAGGAGAACUGUUCAGACUCGUCCUGCUCCACGAAUUCCCCCAACCGUGGAAAUAAUUGAGAAGGAACAAAAUUGGGAAAAGAAGACUUUGCCUAUUGUUACAGACGUUCAGAAUUCAACUGAAGAGAGUCGUCUCUUUACCCAGAGGUGGAGAGUCUCGCACAUGGGAGAAGACCUGGAGAACAAGACCCAGGCUCCGUUUGUUAACCUCUCACAGCCCGUAGGCAGUUCCCAUUCCACCACUCAGCAGCUGAGAAACCCCGUGUUCUCAGAAGAGCCCCCAGGCCCCGGAGAUGGGCAGCAGCUUAGAACGAACGAAGCGUUAACACAGAGAAAGGACAUAAUGGCACGGAUUGCUGAGCUGACGCUGCAGAAUUCCGUGAUCAAGGCCCAUCUGAAUAAUAUCGCUGGGCCGGGAGGAGAACAAGGGGAUGGACUCCGGGAGUCGACCCUGCAGGAAAGUGCAGGCGAUGUGACUGCGGCUUUUGCAGUUGCGCCAUCUCUAACACCAAGCAGCAUGGAGGAACGGAUUGCAGAAUUGAAUCGACAGAGUAUGGAGGCUCGUGAGAAACUACUACAGUUGAUAGAGCAGCAGAAACUGGUAGGAUUAAAUGCUACUUCUCCACCAGUGUCACCUGCUCAGUCACCUCUCAGAGCAUGGACUGAAGGAGGAAAGAGGACAAUUGAGGUAUCUAUUCCAGGAGCAGAAGUCCCAGAAAGCUCAAAAUGUAGUACUGUGUCUCCUGUCAGUGGGAUAAAUACAAGAAGAUCUUCAGGGGCUACUAGUAAUUCUUGUUCUCCAUUAAAUGCCACCUGUGGAAGUGGGCGACUCACACCUCUUAAUCCAAGAGCAAAGACUGAGAAACAAAAUGAAGAAGGCUGGUUCGCUCUUUCUACCCAUGUGUCAUAAGUGAAGUCAAGUUUUACAGAGUUUGUCCUCAAUAUUUUAUUCCUGAAUUUCCACUCCUCUUU
This is a messenger RNA of Tupaia belangeri chinensis (Chinese tree shrew), 2828 nucleotides long. RefSeq names its product spindle and centriole associated protein 1 (gene SPICE1). The record is from RefSeq and is a predicted model, not a curated record. Gene Ontology annotation, biological process: regulation of centriole replication; metaphase chromosome alignment; mitotic spindle assembly. Lineage: Eukaryota; Metazoa; Chordata; Mammalia; Scandentia; Tupaiidae. Gene Ontology annotation, cellular component: centrosome; spindle; centriole. The transcript has 18 exons. Bases 157 to 2766 code for a protein of 869 amino acids.